UGCAGAAUUACGCGAAGGAUACGAAAACAUUAACGAAUCAUUUUAUUGGCUAAUUCCUCUGAUAUACAUGCAUUUUCUGUAUCUCACGUGCUCUCUGACAUAUGCGGCUACAUUUGUUCACAUGGAUCCAAAACUUCGAGCCAUAAUAGGAGCAUUUGCUGUGUUUCUUGAUUGUGGAAUCAUUUAUGUAUGCUGGAUGGUAACUUCUUGUGUUAUGUCGCUGUACGACGAUUUCAGUUCAAUUGUAAAAAUGUAUCCUGCAAACAUUGGAGUUGAAAUGAAGUUUAAGAUAAUUGGAUUUAUGAAAAGAUUUAAAGGCGAACCCAUUGGCAUAUCUUUUGCAGAAUGCUUCUAUGUAAAGAGAAAUUUUCCGAUGAGAGUAAGUAUGAAGUAUCUAAAUUAUCAUCUAACACAUUAAAAAUUCUAUAUAUUAGA
Centruroides sculpturatus (bark scorpion) is the source of this 435-nucleotide messenger RNA. RefSeq lists its product as uncharacterized. NCBI's taxonomy places the organism in Eukaryota, Metazoa, Arthropoda, Arachnida, Scorpiones, Buthidae. The transcript is spliced from 3 exons. The record is from RefSeq and is a predicted model, not a curated record. The coding region runs from base 68 to 418 and encodes 116 amino acids.